ACGUCGUACGUGGCUACAGACCCAAACAGUGUAAGAAGACUCCGCCAGGAAUGCAUCAGCAAAAUGCGGAGUUUACCGGUCAACACGUCAAAAACAGUCCCCGACGUUUGAAUCUCUAAGUUUUGCACAUGAAGCUUGAGGAAGACAGCAUGGCAGAUAUCGAGUCCUCCUUUGAGUUUAGCUCAUCUUUGACCAGCUCUUCGCUGCCUCCUCCACGGACUCGAAUAUUUAAGAUCAUCGUGAUAGGAGACUCUGGAGUUGGCAAGACUUGCCUCACCUAUAGAUUCUGUGCAGGCAAGUUUCCAGACAAGACUGAGGCCACUAUCGGGGUGGAUUUUCGGGAGAAGGUUAUUGAAAUAGACGGCGAGAAAAUCAAGGUCCAGUUGUGGGACACCGCAGGCCAGGAGCGCUUCCGAAAGAGUAUGGUGCAGCACUACUACCGCAACGUCCACGCUGUGGUGUUUGUCUAUGAUGUCACCAAUGCUGCUAGUUUCCGAAGUCUUCCGUCGUGGAUCGAGGAGUGCCGUCAACAUGCCUUGGGUCAAGAGGUGCCUAGAAUUUUGGUUGGCAACAAAUGCGACCUGCGCCACGCCGCUCAAGUAAGUACCGACGUAGCGCAGCAGUUUGCCGAUGCACACUCAAUGCCUCUGUUUGAGACCUCUGCCAAGAACCCUUACGGAAACGACAGCGGUCAGAAUAAUAGUGACCACGUGGAGGCCAUUUUUAUGACGGUGGCGCACAAGCUGAAAUCUCAGAAGCCGCUGAUGUUAAGCCAACCACCGUGUGGAUCAGGAGAUACUGUCACUCUCAGGAGGCAGGACGAGGAGGACAGGGGAACUUGGGGCUGUGGAUGUUGGAGGAGCUAAUGAAGGAGUCACCUCUUACAGGAUGGAGAUGACAAAGGUGAAGCACCUUUUAAAGAAGCAGAUUCAGAGGUACUUUUGUGUUACCAGUGAAGGGUUGAGGACACAGGAACAUCUAUUCUCAAGAUUUCUUUUUGUAUCUGAUCUGGCCAUUAUUUUAAAGGGGGAAAAAAAACAUUCCUCCAUCACUCAAACCAGAGGCUUUGAGAGGUUGCAUGUAGGCCCAUUUGCCUUACAUAUACAAGCUUCAUCUAUUAUGUGUCAGCCUAGUUGAUAUCAUAUGCCACUGCCAAACACACACUACAUUUGCCUAAUAGUUUUAGCCAGUUAUGUAGUUCUGCAGGUGAAUUGAACAAUGAAAUCUUCAUGCAUAACAUGUUGCCUUUUUCAUCAUAUUUUUUAUUUUUUAAAUCUGGUUUAGUCUGUGUUUGUUGUUUGUUCUCUCAUUCUGUGUCACCAACACACAUGCAGACACUUCCUGUGAAAAGAGAAACCGACGAACAAACACUAAAUGCAGGUUAUUUAUAAGUGCUGCUAAUAGAUCUUAGACAAUGUGAGACGAAUUUAAAAGUAAAAUAAUGCUGAUAACCUUUUUUUUCCAAAAAAGAAAGCCAGUCCUAGUCCACUGCCAGUGUUUUAUUUAUUGCCAAUUUAUUUUCUUCUAGCAGCCAUUCAUCUGAAUAAAAUCUACUGUAAAGACAUCCGGGUUAUGCAUGACAACCAGUCCUUCCUAUGAAUCAUGUCAAAAUGUAGGUAAGUUAGGUAAAAAGGGACAAGGAUUCGCUGACAAUAUUUACUUUAGUGUCUACAGGCAGGAUUUGUAUGUAGUAUUGCUUUGUUAGGCAAAUCGAAAAUGAUCUGUACUGUAUAAUUGCAGAUUAGUACCUCAUAUUAUUCAUGCAAUCUGCUCUGUGCAUGGCAUAAAUCUGAACUAAGGGUCUGAUAACAGUCUAUAUUUCAGUGUGUAAUCUAUCAGCACAAAUAUACAGAUAUGCUAUUGGCUAAAUUGUUUUUCCCUUCAGCCAUCUUCUUUCCCACACUGAUACGCAGAACAGAGUUCAAUCCAUUACAGGGAAUAUUCACUCAUGUCUUUAUGUAACCACAGCUGGUCCUGUGGAGUGCAUGAAAGAAGCUCAGGCAUGACAUGCUUUAUUUGUUUUAUGGGGAAUUGCCAAAAAGAUGUUUUGCAUAUGAUUUCUGGUAAAUUUUUUGAAGUAGGUUGGUUAAGGGCCUGAUUAGCUGAUGCAUUGUGUUGUUUGAUUCGGGUACAAUAAUAGGGGAGCAUGUGAUUAGUUGAGGAAUUAGUUGUACACGGUUAAUGAUGGCUCUUAAAUAUUUAAAUGCGACGUUGAAUGCACACUAAGACUUGUUUAUUUGUGCUUAAUGUUUUGACUCUGGAUGCUUACAGAAGGUUCAUAUCUAAUCUAUCUGCCAGAAACAACAUGAGCUUUGAUGAUUUUUGUAGGUUCAUGUUGAACUGGUCUUGAUAAAAACAUACUCUUGGUCUGGAUUCUCUCCACUGUUGUCUGUACUGAUUUUUCUCUUCACCCAAUGUACCAUUUUAAGUGUCCUUCAGAAUUUGUUUUUUUUUGGUCUUCAUUAACACAUUUAUAACAUAGUUAAUGAGGUAAAAUAUGAGCAGAUCUAAAAAAGCCACAAAAACAGCUUGAAAUUUCUAAUCGCAGAAAAUAUAUGGAAGACUAUUAACAUGUUUAAGUGUUACAUUUUUAUUAUAGGUAAUUGUUUAUUACUCUUGGGAUAAUUAUACAUCUUUGCAACCAAAGUGUAUGAGCCAAUUCAUGAUAUCAGGGGUCAGCAGUUGAUAAAAUAGCACCUUGCAAUGCCAGAACUCGAGCAUGCACAACAUAUCUUUACUAGUCAUUUGUCUGAUACAACUCAUGCCUUCAAUGUUGGUCAGUGAGUUUGAGUGCUAUAGUUUUGGGAAAAUAAAGAAACCAUCAAUCCACUAUAAUCAAAGGAGUGCAAAAGAGAUCGAUGCUUGUUGCAGUUUUGGUUUUAACUAUUUCAAUGUUUUACUAAAAAAAAUAAAGUACCACAUCUUUGAAUUUCA
Onychostoma macrolepis is the source of this 2934-nucleotide messenger RNA. It is a transcript of the gene rab33ba, whose product is annotated as RAB33B, member RAS oncogene family a. The transcript has 3 exons. Bases 129 to 866 code for a protein of 245 amino acids. The record is from RefSeq and is a predicted model, not a curated record. Lineage: Eukaryota; Metazoa; Chordata; Actinopteri; Cypriniformes; Cyprinidae. Gene Ontology annotation, cellular component: Golgi apparatus; endosome. Gene Ontology annotation, biological process: Rab protein signal transduction. Gene Ontology annotation, molecular function: GTP binding; GTPase activity.